AUGGCGUCUCAAAAACAUGUCGCGGAUGUCCCGCGCAAUAUCAUUCCCCGCCUGAGUUGGAACAGCUCCUCUUCGCGUCCAUCCGUCACCAUCACCCACUAUCCCGCGCUUGCAACAAGUCAAAGACGAUCACCUCCCCAAUGCUGGAGUCCUUCAAAGCGACAGUUCCAUUCUUUAAGCCCACAUUUCCAGUUCUCCCAGCCCAUUUCCUCCUCGCCCCGGGAUGCUAUCUCCGGGUUUCUUGUUUCCCGAGGAACCUCUAUCACCACGCCAGCAACGUCAAACACAAACUCCCGCGGCAAUCCAAUCCGACACAAUGGCGUCUACGUGGCUACCUACUAUUCCGCUCGUCGCGCCUUUCAUGCGACGCCAGCCCGGCCUCGAGAUCAUCACUUUGAUACCUUGAAAUUCGUGAAGCGCCUACAAGCGGAGGGCUUCAGCGAGGAGCAGUCCGUAGCAAUGAUGCGGGUUUUGAACGAUAUCAUUCAAGAGUCAAUUCAAAAUCUGACCAGGACCAUGGUCCUCCGAGAAGACUCGACUGAGGCACAAUUGACUCGCUCAUCACACGAGAAGAUCGCGGCAGACCUCGCCAAACUCAAUUCACGACUCCGAGAUGAGAUUGGACGAACCCAAGCCUCGGUCCGGUUGGAUCUAAACCUUGAGAAGGGUCGGAUUCGUGAGGAGGCUAAUGGCCAAGAAAUGCGUAUCAAAGAGACUGAAACACGAAUUGAGCAGGAGGUUGCUGGAUUAAGGGAACGAGUAGAAGCUGUUAAGUUCUCGACAUUGCAGUGGCUUAUGGGUGUCUGUACUGGUACCGCAGCCCUUAUUCUUGGUGCCUGGCGCUUGUUUAUGUGA
Molecule: messenger RNA, 855 nt
Organism: Penicillium digitatum Pd1
Lineage: Eukaryota; Fungi; Ascomycota; Eurotiomycetes; Eurotiales; Aspergillaceae
Source: RefSeq, a predicted model, not a curated record